Molecule: messenger RNA, 1482 nt
Organism: Striga asiatica
Lineage: Eukaryota; Viridiplantae; Streptophyta; Magnoliopsida; Lamiales; Orobanchaceae
Source: the annotation of a GenBank genome assembly
GUUACGUUGUCGUUUUCUCAAACAAUAAUAAAAUAAAUAAGAAACUUUGUGGUAAUGUGGUAAAUAAAGCAAAAGGUGAAGGGCAUCCGUUGAAUUAAAAAUAAUGUAAAUCGAGAUAAAUCUGCCUAUCAUCGUCCUCUGCUGCAUCUUCCGGUCACCAGCGGCGGAGGAGGUAAAGGUUUCCAUCAUGGAGAGUCUUAACAGCUUUUGGCAGUUAGGCGAUGAGCUUCGAGGACAGUCAAGAGUCUCAGAGGAUCAAAAAUGGUCUGUGGCUGCUUCAAAAUUGGCUGAGCAGACCAGGUCAAAGCCCGAGCGCAAAAUCAAUGUAGAUCUCUCAAAGGGUUCUGCUGAAUUUAGGCCCAAGGAUAAUUUUGUAUUUCAAGAAGACAACAGAUUUGAAAAUUUUAACUUCGGCAUGUUAAACUUGGGGCCAAGGUUCAACGAAAAUGUGACCAAAAGUUCGUUCGCGAAUGGUCUUUAUAAUAUGAACUCUGCUUAUCAGAACCCAAAUGUUAGUACCCCAGGAAAUAUUCCCGGAAGCAAAUAUAACAAUAUCAACAUCAUGAAGGAGAUUAAUGUUGUCAAUACCAAAACUAACAAGGACGAGAUCUCAAAUGCAAAUAAUGCCAUUGAUAAAAGGUUUAAGACCUUACCAGCGGCCGAGACACUCCCAAGGAAUGAAGUUCUCGGUGGAUAUAUCUUUGUGUGCAACAAUGAUACAAUGCAAGAAGAUUUGAAGAGACAACUGUUUGGUUUGCCCCCAAGAUAUAGAGAUUCAGUGAGGGCAAUAACACCUGGUUUGCCUCUGUUUUUGUACAACUAUACCACUCACCAGUUGCAUGGCAUCUUUGAGGCAACAACAUUUGGAGGCUCCAACAUUGAUCCUACUGCUUGGGAAGACAAAAAGUGCAAAGGUGAAUCGAGGUUCCCUGCCCAGGUAAGAAUUCGUGUUAGGAAACUCUGCAAGGCUCUGGAAGAGGAUGCAUUUAGGCCUGUCUUGCAUCACUAUGAUGGCCCUAAAUUCCGCCUUGAACUCUCAAUUCCCGAGACUUUAGACUUGCUUGAUCUUUGCGAACAAGCUGGUUUGCUGGAUUCCGUUGCUGACAUUAAUCUCAGCCCAGCUUAAACUUUAAAAAUUGUAAGUGGAGUGUGUGCAUCUGGAGAAGUCGAUUGUAUUGCUUUUCAGAGAUUUUCCGAGUAGCGCAAGCUUUGUUGGGCGGAAAAAUCUGGUUGUGUGCCAUAAGUUGUUGUUGGGAUUGGCUUUUUGUCCAGUGGCCUAAUAAAUGAUGAUGUAAUGGUAUUAUGUGAAGAUGCAAACAGAUUUCACUUUUAAAAUACCCCUUGUGAGUUUUUUAUUCAUCUCUAUGGACAACUUCGCAUGUAUAAUGGAGGCUUGAGCGAUGAGAGCCUUUUAUCUGGUAAUCACAGAAUGUUCUUCUAUGUUGGUACAAAAUGGUUUCAGUCUCUCUCUCUCUCUCUCUC